This is a messenger RNA of Magnolia sinica, 661 nucleotides long. RefSeq names its product probable serine/threonine-protein kinase WNK9. Lineage: Eukaryota; Viridiplantae; Streptophyta; Magnoliopsida; Magnoliales; Magnoliaceae. The record is from RefSeq and is a predicted model, not a curated record. The transcript has 3 exons. Bases 359 to 661 code for a protein of 100 amino acids. Gene Ontology annotation, molecular function: ATP binding; protein serine/threonine kinase activity. Gene Ontology annotation, cellular component: cytoplasm. Gene Ontology annotation, biological process: intracellular signal transduction; protein phosphorylation.
UAUUUCCAUUUAAACUUUAGAGAAAAUCGCUAUGAUUUCGGACCUCCGGCCUCUGUUACAAACAUCCAGAAGAGAGAGAGAGGGAGUCUGUUUGGAAAUGGAGGAAAACAAGAGAGAGGAAGAAGGGUUUCCUUGUUCUUGUCUUAAUUUUGUUGUGGUGUGAUGGUCCGUACCCAUCUCAGACCUUUUGCAUUGUAUAUGAGUUGGAAAGUCUUGUCUUUUGAUAACCCAUCUCUCUCUCUCUCUCUCUCUCUCUCUCUCUCUCUACUAUUUCUCUCUAAAUCUAAAGUGAUAUCUUCCUUCUUCUAAUAUUCUCCAUGGGUUUUUAAUUUGGAAAUGAUUUUCUAGAAAAAAGAGGAUGAUAGGUCUUAGUACACCACAUGAACCAGAUUACUUUGAGUUUCUUGGAGUUGAUCCCACUGGAAGAUAUGGAAGGUACAAUGAAGUCCUUGGCAAAGGAGCUUCCAAGACAGUGUAUAGAGGUUUUGAUGAAUAUGAAGGUAUUGAGGUUGCUUGGAACCAGGUGAAACUGUAUGACUUCCUUCAGAGCCCUCAAGAUCUUGAGAGGCUCUAUUGUGAAAUCCAUCUCUUGAAGACACUCAAACACAAGAACAUCAUGAAAUUCUACACUUCUUGGGUUCAUACUACCACUGGAAUAUAA